AAUGCAUCCAACACUUGGCAUACCGUCGUGCUCGAAAGACAACGACGUACAUCGUGUCUUCGUCUUCGCGAUAAUGAUGGCCUGCAAUACGGUCCCUAGCCAGUGCUCGUCGAACGGUUUAUCUGGGCUACGCGCGCGUGCGGAAGUGCUACAUAUUACUAAUCGGAACCCAUUCUCGACGUACGAGUCCCAAUCACUGAAGUUCGACCUCCCAAAAACAACCGGAACACCGAUUGCCGUCUCCGAGUUCGGUUGCGUUUCGUUCGUUAUGUAACUAGUUGGGAGUAGAUGUGUUGGGAUCGUGAACGCGUGACUUCGUGCGUACAGAUUUACAGAUCUCUGACGACGCAAAAUGGAAGCCUUCAUCAACGAGAUGGUAGAGCCGAGGGUGCUAGAUUUGCUUGUACUGAUUCUGCCCAAAUGGAAGCUACUGGUGUACAUAUUCAUGAUGAAUGUCAUAAUAUUUUCGCCCAUCUACUUUUUCGGUGUGAUCCUCAUCGACAACGUCGAACUACAGUUGAUCUGCCCUUCGGCAUUGCUGUACGGCUUCAACCUCAUCCAUCGGGCCCUGUUCGUCCGGCAUAAUCUCAACAAUACCCGCUCGAUGCUGGGGGGUAUCGGACUUCUGUGCGUCGGAGUCUCGUCCAGCGGCCUGGUCGCCAUGUAUAGUGACGAUCGAGGGACCAACCAGGCGAUCGUGCUACUCUACAGUGUAGUAGGAGGUUACGGCUAUCACCUGGUAUUCUCCAAAAUGUGGAAAGUCCUAGCAAAGAUCUUCAACGCCAAAACGGAAAUGUUCGUCAUCAAAUUCCUGCAUUCAUUCGGGCAAGCCAUGACCUCGAUGUUUCUGCUUGUUAUUUUCCAUUGCCCGUGGAAGGACUACAUCUUCGGGGCACUGCUUGCACUACUCGGAGGAGUUCUACUCAAUCUCGUUCCCAUUGCCAUCCUUAUCGAGAAAGAGAAGAAUUUUCUGAAGCUUGAUCAGGACUCGUUUGUUAAAAUUACAGAAAAGGGUAACGAAUCGUUCUACAACGACGUGGCAAAGAACUUUACCGGCUUUGAAGCCGCUUUUCCGGUUCAAACAACCACUGAAGCCGAACAAAUGUCUAUGAUGAGUUGGAAAAAUCCAGCCAAUUAUAGUCGACAUGAAGAACUUGAAAUUCCUGUAUUGUUGGAGGGGGAUUGCGAUGACGAUCUGCUAAACCGAGAAGGCAAAUGCUACAAUCACGAUGGGGUAGAGAUACUGGAAAUUAUCAUUGAAGAGGAAGAGGACAGCGUCUCGGAGAUUGGAGAGGUCAUCGUGAACGUGCAACCUGUCAAGGCAGCUGAUAAGACAAAGUGGCUCACAUUGAGCCAGAUACUUAUAGCAAUCGCCAAGCUGUAUCACGGCAUUCAAAUGCGCCAAAACUUUAACGCAAGAAUCGUGAAGUCAUUGCGCUACUCGGUGAAGGAGAUUAGGUUCUACAGUUGUUUGCUGCUUAAAUCCACUGAUAUGUGCAUCUUUGUGCUUUUCCUGACGGUGUUGCCGAGAUUUAUGUCCCACCAUUACUACUCUCGGGGAAAGCCGCGGCAAAUGCUACUAUUAUCGCUCGUCAUUAUCUCAUCUUCGUGGGCGACGUUUUCGCUGUUGCUGCUCUGGUGCGACAUCAAGCUUCGCAAACAGCAAGAUAAGCUACUCAUAUUCAGCAUUCUCUUCAAAGCUUUUGGUUAUUUCUGCGUAUACUCGACCAAGUCCAGCUUCUGGACGGUGUCCGGAUGUAUUCUGAUAGGCGUAGGCCACGCAAUCGCUUGUUCCUAUCAGGAUCUAGUCAUCAAACGGAAGUUCAACGCCCGCCAGUGGAGUCUGGUGAAGGGAUCGCUCUGUUUGCUGAGUGGAUUGUUAGUGGUAGCGACAGCUAGUUUAACUAAUGUAGCAUACAUAUACUGUAGGAUAGAUAACGUACUGCUGACGCUGUUGCUUUUGUACUGCUUCAGUGGGAGUGUUUGGUUGGUGUGCAAUUUUAGGAUAAUAUUUCGAUAGAUCUAAGUCAAUAAACGAAACGAACGAAAAACGUGA
Messenger RNA from Aedes aegypti (yellow fever mosquito), 2056 nucleotides. RefSeq lists its product as uncharacterized. Lineage: Eukaryota; Metazoa; Arthropoda; Insecta; Diptera; Culicidae. The transcript has 3 exons. The coding region runs from base 353 to 2020 and encodes 555 amino acids. The record is from RefSeq and is a predicted model, not a curated record.